Molecule: messenger RNA, 634 nt
Organism: Carassius carassius (crucian carp)
Lineage: Eukaryota; Metazoa; Chordata; Actinopteri; Cypriniformes; Cyprinidae
Product: integumentary mucin C.1-like
Exons: 2
Coding region: 91-564 (157 amino acids)
Source: RefSeq, a predicted model, not a curated record
UGCUUUAUGUUUGGCUUUAAAAGUCCUGGUUUGGUUGGAACUAUACGUAUAGUUAGUUUGGCUGCUGGGGGGUUAAGUGAGUGGUAAAGAAUGGACGUGAUUAAAUUUACUCUUUUGGUGUUUCUUUAUCAGCAGUUGCUAUGGCAAGGAAACGUCUGGAGUGUUCCGGCGCCUCAGGCGGACUAUCCCAGAGCUAACACCACCACCACCACCAAGGCGGCACCUCAGGCGGACGAUCCUUCAGCUAACACCACCACCACCAAGGCGUUGCCUCAGGCGGACGAUCCCACAGCUAACACCACCACCACCAAGGCGUUGCCUCAGGCGGACGAUCCUUCAGCUAACACCACCACCACCAAGGCGGUGCCUCAGGCGGACGAUCCCACAGCUAACACCACCACCACCAAGGCGGUGCCUCAGGCGGACGAUCCCACAGCUAACACCACCACCACCAAGGCGUUGCCUCAGGCGGACGAUCCUUCAGCUAACACCACCACCACCAAGGCGGUGCCUCAGGCGGACGAUCCCACAGCUAACACCACCACCACCAAGGCGUUGCCUUAGGCGGACGAUCCCACAGCUAACACCACCACCACCAAGGCGGUGCCUCAGGCGGACGAUCCUUCAGCUAACA